AAACGUCAGAGAGUCUCUGUGCUUUCACACGGACGGAGGAUGUGAGAGAGACAGACCUGCACGAUGGAGACCUUCAUCCAUCUUUACCUGAACCCGAUCGACGGAAGUGAAGCCAAAAUGUGACCGUCACGGAGCGUCAUUGUUUGGAUCGCUCCAGCCUUAGCAACUCUUGUUUCUAUAGCAACAGAAAUAUCAGUUUAUCCUAAAAAGUCCCAUCCCUACAAUGCAGUCCUCUAGCUGCUCCUCCCAGGCUUCAAAGCCACGACGCUUUGACGUCAGCAGACGGACCAGUACCUUAGCUGGACCAAAGUCUCACGGUCCUGGUGUUCAGAAAGAGGAUAAAAACAUGAACAAAAUCAAGACAUCAUCCCCACGCCGGGUUGUUAAAGUUACCCCUGCUCCCACCAGGACCAGGGUGGGGGUGCAACCACGAGUUCCAGUCAACCAAUCCAGGUUUGGCCCUCAAAAACAGGCUUCCACCAUCUCCAAAUCAGUUAAACCCAAGCCCAAGAUUUCGCGUGCAUCAGCAGCAACCAAAAUUGCACCUGCAGCCGUUCCUUCUCCUCCUCUUCCAUCUGUUCUCCCUCUUGACCCAAACUGCAAUGAGCCGAGCCUCCCGUGCCUAUGCUGUGAUGGACGCUCCCCUCAAGACAACAACAGUAUGUUCAACCAUAACCACAACAACAACAACACCAUCUCUCUCAGACAGCAGCUCCGGCUUCCUCCUCCUCCGGGCCCGUUGCCGAAGAGGCAGAAUGGGACAGGGCCAAAAGCGCAACCUCAACCUCCAUCGCAAGCUCAGUCCCAGGUGGAGUUACCGGUUUGCCCCGCUGCCAGCGCGGAGAACAAAGACAAGAGCGGAGAUAAAAACUCUGAUCUGGACAACAAGAAAAAUGUAAAGAUAGAGGAAGAAGAUGACGAAGAUGAGAGCAGUGGGGAAAUUGAUGACGACGACGAUGACGACGAUGACGACGAUGAUGACGACACUCUUGUCCCUUCAUGCUGUGACGGUCCCCCAUCUCUCCUGGAGUUCUCUCUCACCUCAUCUACCUCUUCGUCCUCCACUUCCAUCAGCUCCUGCUCUGAUCUGGAGUCUGACUGCACUGAUCAAUGCACCUCCAUCUGCUCUUCUCAUGACCAAGAUCGUGUUUCUGUCGCUCUGUCCCCAAAAGAGCGUUUUCUUCCUGAAGCCCUUGAAUGCCAGCCGUUUGCACCGCCAUCCCUUUCUCUUAGCCGUAAUCCCUUUUUCUUGCCAUCACAUACCCCUGUUUCCCCAUGUUCCCCAGAUGAAGGCUACCCCUCUGCCCUCGACUCCCCGUCCCCUGAUUAUUUAGGAGACAAAGAUGAUUCUGAGGUCACCAAACUAGGUUUGCUUGACUUUCUAGAAUCAGUGGGUGAGUUUGGGAAAAUGGAGCGAUUCAGCCAGGUGAUCCAAGUAGCUCGUUGGGAUCUGGAGGGGGAACAGCACUGGGAUGUUUUAAGGGAUCGGUUAGAUCACCUUGAUCGCUUGGAGAAGGUGAACAGGGAGGUAAAACUGGCUUACAUCGCCAGACUCCACGAGAAGGGAUUUGAUCUUGGAGAUCUGGAGGAGCACGAUCUCUCGGACAUCAUGGAUGAAAUGGGCAACAUUGACAUUCCCUGGAAGUUGUAUAAAUGCCCCGGGGAAUCAAUGGGAGACUCUCAGGAGUUUUCAGAUGCUGGGGUCGACCUCACUGCUCCAUCAGACUGCGAUGAUCCUCUUGUUCCAGAUUCACUCACUCCUUCCCCUGUUGAGCCACCACCAAGACCCCCUAAACCUCCUGCCCGACACGCCAGUGUCAACUCUUACCUCCAUGACUACAUCAAUAUCAGCAGAGAGACCACCUCCAUGGCCGUCUCCACCUCUCCCACAUUGUCUACUUUCUCCCCGAACUCAUCAUCCCCAACAUUCACCACUUUUAGAUGCGAGAAACCUCUUCCUCCAUCUCCACCAUCAGUUCCUCCUCUCCCUGCCUCUAAAGCAGUCCCUUACCUCACCCUCUAUACUACUCCCUCUCCACCUAGACCCAUCCCCACCCCAACUCCCCCCAUCCCCCCCCCUCGGAAACGCCACCUUGCCAGGAAGGAGGCACAGCGACUUGCUGCUCUUAAAGCUGAGGAAGAAAAGACCCCGCUGUCUCUCCCACCUCCUACGUCGCGUCCACCACCUCUUCCCCCUCCACCUGUUAUCUCCAUAUCCUCCGCAUCUCCUCCUGCCGUACCACCUGCCCUGCCUCCUCCACCCUCCUUCCAUGCACUGGAUGUCGAGAUCCGCAAGCUUCUAAUGCUUGCAGGAUUGACCCAGGCUGAACUACUCAAACUCAGUCCAGAGCUUGGCGUCUGUGUCGGAGGGCUAGACGAUGAGGUAGAUGGAGUAGAUCUUCCUCCAUCCAGAUCCGUGGAAUCACAUGAGUUUAGACUAAAAAACAGGGAGGAGGAGAAGGAGUGUGACUCCCAAUUCAUGGAAAAAGACGGAUGCAGCAGCAGAAGCAAGCUAGACGGAGAUGAAAGGGUAGCUAUAGUUGAAGAAGUUAAAAGAAAGGAGGAGAGCAAAGACACACAAAAGACCACCACAUUCACCGAGAUGGCAAGAAGAAGGAAGAGGAACAGUGGCACUGGUCUUAGCAAUACACAUGAUACCAAAGCAAAUGACAUGAGCUUUGAGACUUUCCAUUACUCCACUGAGUUGCUAGAGUCACCUCCUCCUCCUCCUCCUCGCCCCUUACCACCGAUCCCGCCAUCUUUGUCACACCCUAAAGUCAGCACUCUUUCUGCCAACUCUGCACAACCCGAUCGCUUUGACUGGCUAAUAGCAUUCACACCCGACAACGACGCCCCACCACAACCUCCGCCCCCUGAAAUGAGAAAAUCUCCUCUGGAGAGUCAAAAGAAGACUGGUUCAUCCGGUUCCGCUCCAAACGUCACAACCUUCAAAGAGCUGCGCUUCCGUAACAAGAGCAACUCCCCACUGACGAGGGUGAUCACUGACCCAGAGCCUGACCCCACAGUCAUCACCCCGGACCCAGAUAUACUGUACAACCUGAAGUGGAGAAGGGAGAAGGUCGGAAGCGAUGGUAUCCAGUGGGAAUACACCUCUCAGGCUCAGGCGCUGUUCAUGCAGCCACCACCUGCUCUCACCUCCAUGGCUGCUCUGAAGGAGAUGCUCCAGAGGGCUGACGAGGAGGGUGGACAGCCAGAGCUGUGCCCAUCACAGAAGAUUGGCUGCUCCGUCAGCGAAAACAGUCUGUGGACCGUGGGCAGAGAGUGGCAGAGUGAGGAAGUUCAGAGGGAGGAAAAAGAAGGAAAGGAGGAAGAAAAAAAGGAGGAGGUGGAGGUGAGAGGACAAGCAGAUGGAGGGCGGACUUUGCAAUCAAGAACUACAGAAGUUUCCUCACCCCCACUCUCCCUUGCCCAGUCUCCCCAACCUUACUUCCUCCACGCUGCCGUGCCUUCCUAUCGCCCUGGCUACUCUAACUCACAGCACCAUGCAGAUCCAAGGCCCCACACCCAUGUAGGCAGAGAGUCCACAGACAAACACUGCAACACAGAGCGGGUUUCUGCAGCCAGCUCCUCCUGCAUCUACAGAGACGAUUCCACCACUGAUAUAAGUUCUGGCUUUAAUUACGAUUCCCUGGCUGAUGCAGGUGUAGAUCUCCCUCCCGAUUAUGAGAACGUCUUAAAGCAAACCACACGCGCUAAUGACAGGAAGUUUGUGUCUGACUCUGUUUGCAAUUUUGACUCUCUUUACUGCAGUGAGUCAGGGAAGAAUAAUGACACACACACUGAGUCGGACCCGCCACUUAGUGGCACCACUGAGGCACCAGGUUGCACUACUCCAUAUAAGAACAUAGAUGUCAUGAUGACGUAUUCAAACAGCAUUAAUGCAAUGGAUUCACUGUGUGCAGAAAAGCACACACACUCACACGUAGACAUCCGCAGCAGCAGCAGCAGCAAUAAGGCCAGGACAUUCAAAGAACUUCCUCCGCUGCCUACCUACUACCUAUACCACCCUAAGAACUGCCCUCUGCACAGGGGUGCACCUCCUCGCCUCUCCCCCAUUGGAGCCUUGUCUCCUCCCCAGCGCCCUGGAGCUCCCCCUCCAGCCGUUGCGGGCUCCUCAGGCCUCAGCUCCCCGCUUUUUCCCCGCUCGCACACCUUGCCUGCCCUCGCUGCUCCCCUCUACUAUCCAAACCUCUACCCUCCUAUACCAACCAGGGCUCCCCCCCUACCCCCAAAACUCUACCAGGCUCCUCCGCAGUCACGUUUGGCGACUGUUCGUAGUGUCUCAUACGCUGGCUCCGUACAGAGGGGAGACUCAUCCUGGAUGGGCGAAGAUGUCAAGUUUUCAAUGAGAGGUCUUGGCCUGUCCUCGCUGUGCCUGCAGGAGAAGAAAGCUCUGGUCAGUGCAGUCAAUGUGGCAGUGGAAACCAUUUUGGCCCAUUUCAGUUCAUCUCGGACUGUGGUUCAGAAGUCUCUCUCAGUUAACAAGGCCUUAUCAGGCGACAGCUCUGUAAAUCCAUCUCUGGGCCGCCUGGUGCUGCAGUGCCUCUGCCCUGCGCUGCACAGCUUGCUGACCGAUGGCUUGAAACCCCACCAGAGUGACCUGAUUGCAGGCAGGAGGCCAAACUCUGCCUGGGGCUUAGUGCAGGCCUCAACCAAACCAGGUCCUAAAACACAAGCUUUGUUCAACCUACACGUUCGAGUCGGGGAGCUGGGCCAGCUUAGGCGUAACAAACACCGGUUCAAUGCAUUCCUCCUUGGUCUCCUGAAUACCAAGCUUCUGGAUUUCUGGCUGUCUCACCUUCAGUCGUGUUGUGAUGUGUUGGAAACAUUCUACCAUCCCUCGUCCUUCAUGCUUCUGUCUCUGACCACCUGCCAGCCUCUGUUUGAGGAGCUGCUCCUUGUGUUGCAGCCUCUCAGUCUCCUCACCUUCAACCUUGACCUGCUCUUCCAGCACCACCACUUAGAGCCAGACAGUCACGUCCCAGAGAUCCCUCGUCCGCCCGGUCCGGGAGCAGGGAUCCAGCUGUCGACGAAGGAGUCUCAAUCCAAAAUCCCAACCGGCAAAUAUAUUAGAAGCCUGUCAGAAGUAGACUUUGGAAGCCCAGAACAUCAGGCAGCUAAAGAAAAAUGGUCACCAGUGACUGAUCCAAAGAGUUCAGGCGAGGCGACCGAUUUCAGUGCUGCGACUUUAAACGUUUCGAACACUCUCAGUCAAACAAGUCCACAGCUUUUGUGGGUACAGGAGAAGGAAAUUGAAGCGUUACCUCCUCCAAACAUGGAGGACGACAGCCUUGCUCAGCAGGCAGGACAGGUGAUCCAGCAGGGAUGGGGUGCUGUAAUGCGCUGGGGAGGCAGACUGAGCCAGAACCUGAAUGAGCUGAGCCUGUCCGCAGGUAAAAGGGAGGAAAUGAGGGCAGACUUGCCGGACCUCCACACUCAGGCAGGAAGUGACUACGCUCCGGUUAGCAGCGGUGCUCAGGUUCCCUGGGGUCUGGGCCGGCUGUUUGGAGCUUCGAAAAGCCCCAUCAGCCCCACAAAUCACUCACUGCCCACCAGGCGUCCCUCUCAGUGGUUGGCUCCUGGUGUCACGGCAUUGACCCGAAUGGUGAGCAGCACCUCCGCUCCGAUGUUAAAGAGGGCCCCGGAGCCUCAGCGAGAAAGCGAGCCAAAGUCAGAGAGAGAGACUGAGUCACUGGAGAUGAAGGACAAACCCCGACCACUCAGGUCAGUGCGAACACUGUGCGACCACAACGGAACAGGUUCGGAGCUCAGCUUCUGCAAAGGUGAGGAACUCCAGGUGUUGGGAGGCGUCGAUCAAGACUGGAUCCGUUGUCGUCAGGGAGACAAAGAGGGACUGGUACCUAUCGGAUACACGUCCCUGAUCAUGUGACUUUGGCGCCAUAACUGCUGCACUACAUAAAAAAAUAUAUAUAUAUUUUAGGCAGUUAUGGAAACGUUAUGGUGAGGCCCCCUCUACUCUGAAAGGGAUAUUUCACACUUGCUUGGUUAGAGUUCGAGUUGAGUGCACAACACCAUCUGUUCUGCUAUGCGUUCACUGUGAGCCGUCUGCAGCUCUCUUCCUUUAUGAGCAUAAGGGUUUUUCCCCAUAACAAUUCAUCCAGUUUGGCAGCAUGAAACUAAUGGGUUUUAGCAGCAGAAAUGCAGCAGAUGGUGUGAAAUAAUCACUCAAAUCAAAUUUUGACCACUUCAUACUGGAAGCCUUUUGGAUCUUAAGAGUGAAGUAUCCCUUUUUAAAAAGUCUCUCUCUCAGUCUCUGCUUUACUCGCUCUUAGCCGCUGGUCUGAAAACGACCACAGCGGACGAUCAGUGCUGUCGAAACCAAUCGUGCGUUUUCAGAUCAGUGGCUCUUGUACCUGUGUUCAUCAGCGGUGCAGAGCCGUGGUUCACAGGUUGUUGAGUGGAGAAAGCACCGGGGCCCAAAGCCCCUGAUGCAAACUGCGUAGUAAUGUCGUGAAUUGUAGCCGUGUACAUCCGUGUUCGAUUGACCUCUCACCUCUAUCGCCUGGUUUCAUGUGAGUUUGUCAUGUUUCCGAAACUAUAUGCGACUGUAAAGUAUACAUAAAAAAUAUAUAUAAAUAGAUAUAUAAAUAUAUAUAGGUAUAUAAAUUCAGAUUAUUACCGAGGUAGAUGGGAAGAUAGAUGAACAAGAGAAAGGCAGCGAAACAUGAGCAGCUCGAUGCGGUGGCCUCGCCGAGGAGGGCGAUGAUUAAUAAUGGAUGGAUUCAUUCUUUAUCUUAACAUCUGUGACUUUUCACACACAUCCGAUGGCCGCCAGUCGCACUGGAGAAAAAAGAACGGUGUGUGUGUUUCCUUUAGGUAUGAAAUGCAGCGACUUCCCCACUUUUAUGUAUCACCACUGUCUUGUUAUAAUGUCAUAUUAAUGAAAUAAUUAGACAUGUAAUAUUAUUCAGAACUUAAAAAAACAAAACAAAAAAAAAAACACGUAUGCAUUGUAGUGUGCCAUGAAUGCUUUGGAAUAAUGCCAGAAGAAUAUCCAUCGGUCCCACACAUUUAAGUUAAUAAUAUCAUACAACAGCAGUCUGUAGCUUCUCUCUCUCCAUCCAUGGAAAACCUCACAGGGCCAAUGUGAGCGAACACCUCACUAAACUAUGCUCAGCUCUUGUUCCUCUCUAUCUAGACUUAAAAAUAUGAAGAAGCCCGUUGAUUCAUGUAAAUCCCAACAGCUACAGUAAAGUCUGCAAGGUUUGGUGGCUGGUUUUCACCGUGUACCUCAGCUUUCAUAUUUAACUUCCUGCCAUAUUUCAUAAUCAUUGAUAUUAUUAAUGAUAGUGGUAGUAGAAGUGGUCGUGGUGGAAAUGAUAUGUUGACCCUAAAGUUGCUCACCUGAAAUAUGUUGCUUUUGUGUCAUAAUUAUUCUCUAGAUUCUGUAUUUAUGACUAUGCAUAAUAGUUCAAUGUACAAAGUCAUAAUUAUAAUUUUAAUGUUACUGUGCACGUGAAGAUAAAAGUACUCGCUUAAAUGGUUACAAGUUAAAAACAAAAAAAAAAAAAGCUGGUCCAAAAUAAAGAAAUAAAAAAGAAAUAAAGAAAGGACCUGCCUCCAAAUGACCUCAUCGUAAUUCAGCAGGAACAUUUCAGUGAUGUCAAUCAGGGAAAAGUUCAGUCCUUCAAAGUUUCUCCAUCUUUUUUGUGUUGAUGCCAUGUAGCAUGAGUUCACUGUCACUACAGCAAAAGUCCAGUAGCAUAAAACUCAGCCAGUGCUCAUAAUGUGUAACGAAUGAUCCUAGCAAAAUGCCAUCAAAUGGAAAUUACCUAGGUGUUUUACAAGAAAUCAAGACAUAAUAUAAAACUGAAGUGAUAUAAAAUCAGUUCACUCUUUGACACAUGGUGUUGAUUCAUUUUUUUUUUAUAAUGUGAGAUUAUAUUCUAAAUGCAUUUUGUUUUGAAAAGCUCUUAAUUUAUUAGAUGUAUUUAUUGAUCUUGAGGUUUUGGAGAGGAAUAACUAAAUGUCCCAUCUAAUGUCUCUCUCCCUCUCUAUCUGGGUUGAGUGCGUGUUUAUGCACAUAUGAGGCAGUGAAAGCAGUGACGAGUGUGAGCACAAAUGAGUAUCUGCACAUUCUGCACUUCAACUUGUGUGUGUGUGUGUGUGUGUGUGUGUGUGUUCUCCUUUUUAUCUCACUGGUGUCAUGUAGCCUGUAGACGGCCCCCAGUAUCCCACUAUUGCAUUUAGUUGAGUGCCCCCCUAGUGUCAGUCACUGUCCACCUCCUGCAUGUGCUUGUUUGUAAAUACACCAAAUAAAAAGGAUCAGUAUAAACCAA
Messenger RNA from Solea senegalensis (Senegalese sole), 8321 nucleotides. It is a transcript of the gene rusc1, whose product is annotated as RUN and SH3 domain containing 1. The record is from RefSeq and is a predicted model, not a curated record. The coding region runs from base 224 to 5911 and encodes 1895 amino acids. Lineage: Eukaryota; Metazoa; Chordata; Actinopteri; Pleuronectiformes; Soleidae. The transcript has 13 exons. Gene Ontology annotation, cellular component: cytoplasmic vesicle. Gene Ontology annotation, molecular function: protein binding.